Apis mellifera (honey bee) is the source of this 1070-nucleotide messenger RNA. RefSeq lists its product as uncharacterized. The record is from RefSeq and is a predicted model, not a curated record. Lineage: Eukaryota; Metazoa; Arthropoda; Insecta; Hymenoptera; Apidae. The transcript is spliced from 2 exons. Bases 144 to 632 code for a protein of 162 amino acids.
CACACCCCCUCUUCUGCCGCGGUACCGUCGAUGCAGAAGCACCCAGCGGGGGUCACCCGGUGCAUGAUACAGCCCUUCCAGGCCCCUGUCCUGGGUCCGCACCGGUCAUAUUCCCCACAGGAAUCGGAGUUUUUCUCCGGUGGAUGAAAGGAAAUGAAGCAGAGACAGGCAGCGAUCUCGACAGUGUGCAGACAGACAGACAGUUGCGAGUCAUCUCGAGUAAGAUCGUGUGGUGGCCCCACUUUCCACGGAAGAGGAAAACGGGCACGUACACCGGCCGGCCAGGUGCGCGUAUUUGCGCUACGUCUGAGAGGACAGUACGUACCGUCAAAAGCUGGCCCGUUCAAACGCAGACGGAUGUGUUUCCUCAACCCGUCUCCGUUCCCUGGAGCUUUCCAUUCUGCGAUUCCACAGAACGGUAUACCAGGCGACCGCGGUGCACACCGCGGCCGGUUUGCGUUACCACGGCGACAGUGGGCUUCGAAGGAAGGAGUCGAAGGAGUCGGUUACGAAACGUAGCUGUUCGGCCAACCGGGAAACAGAAACGGACGGACGGCUGGGUUUGGGUAGGGCAUCUCCGUGGGUGGAUCGUCGGCGACCAGACCUCUCGAUUAAUGAGCUACGCGUGUUAGACGCAUGUAGACACGGCUCAGGUACACGUAGACGACCGGACCUCGAUGCUAUAAAUUGGUAACUCGCGUAGAAUUAGAGGGAGAACCGUAUCGAGAGUUGCGUCACGCGUCCGUCUAUUCGAAUCUAGCGACAGGUGCAUCGCUCCCGCCAUUAUCAGACUAUGGGGUGCAUAGGAGAUUAGAAACGGUGGACAGGUAUCGGUUAGUUUUGUGAGACUUUCCGUCGCGACUGUGCAUUAAGAAUGUGGAGAAUUGUCGAUGUCUCGUUAUGUCUCUUAAGUUUUAUCUAUAAAAGUACGACCGAUGUGGAAAUUAAGUUUUUUUAGAAAUCGUAUGUUCGCGUAUUUAUUUGUAUACUUCGUAUUCGUAAAUCGUAAUGCAAAGUUUAAAAUGUUAAAAUUAUCGCACAAUUUUUUCGUAUUUAAUAAAUUCAUAUUU